This is a messenger RNA of Anisakis simplex (herring worm), 159 nucleotides long. NCBI's taxonomy places the organism in Eukaryota, Metazoa, Nematoda, Chromadorea, Rhabditida, Anisakidae. The record is from the annotation of a GenBank genome assembly.
UUUUCCGAAUUUGGGGUAAGUGCGGAUGAGGUGAAUGGGUCAAAUUGCCAAGCGGAGGGCGCAGACGGCCAAUGGGAGGAGCGAUUCGGAGGGAGGACGCAACUGGGCAUAGCCACCGCCACUACGUCAACGAGCGAUUUGUCUGACAGAUGUGGAUAG